UUCUACUCUGCUUCGUUUGACUAACAUCCAUUGCAUGUUAUUCGGUCAUCUGCUCUUGUAUUUUAUUUAUACAAAUUCUUUCAACACAAAAAUGAGUAAACAUUUACAGCGGUAACGUAUAAUCACGCGGCUCAUCAAAAAGCGCCAAUCUAAAGCUCACUUUUUAAUUGUCAUGAAUCAAUUUUCCUACCCGGGAUUUUUCCUUCAAUCGUAAAAUGAUAUAUUUUUUAUGAUGUAUAUACUCUUCUCAUUUAUGGUCGAAAUUGUUUGUCGUAUAUAUUUGUUUGUCCUGAUCUAUAGCCUGCCACCUGCUGCACAUUAUAUUAUGAGAGUACUGUAAAAUAUCAAUACUUUUUAUCACAUAUAAAUCAAACUUAAUGAUGUAAUAAACGACGAAAGUGCUCGUAAAAAAUAGAACGAUGAAUAUAUAUGAAUGACUAGUUUUUUUACCGCGACGGAGCAGCAACAGGUGCAUAUGAAUAUAACCUAGAAAAAUGUUAAAAAAUAUUGUGCGUGAUCCCAAAGCAUACUUUCGCUCAAGUUUGGUAAAUCAGCGAAUAAUAAAAAAGUUUUCUUUAUCUGGUGGUAUCUGAAACGGCGAGUCUUUGGUCAACAAAAUCGAAUUGAAGCAGCUCUAUGAAGAUGUGGCAAACUUGGAAGUUACGAGCUUUAUCUAAUUCGGAGAGAGUGAAAUGGCGCUUUCCGGACUCGUCUCGAAAAUUUGGUGCAAAUUCAGCAUCGGAAAAUGGUAAUUGUUUGGCAGAAGAUUCCCACGUGAAACUUCCCAAUGAAGCCAAAGUUGUAAUCUGCGGAGGGGGUGUAAUGGGUGCUGCGGUAGCUUAUCACCUUGCUCUUAUGGGACUUGGACCACGAACAGUGAUCGUUGAGAGUUGCAGAAUUGGCGGUGGAUCGACGUGGCAUGCAUCAGGACUCGUUGGUGCUUUUAAACCCAGUUUAGCCCAAGUCAAGUUAGCCCAGGAUAGUAUAGCGCUUUACAAAGAACUGGAAGAAAAAGGAUUGUCCACUGGUUGGAAACAAUGCGGAAGUCUUUCGUUAGCUCGAACGAGAGAUCGUAUGACGACUUUCAGGAGAAUGAAAGCUCAAUCGGUAUCUCGGGGAAUCGAAUGUCAUCUCGUAACACCACAAGAGGCCCAAAAGUUAUGUCCGCUUUUACGAAUAGAUGAUCUUGUUGGUGCCAUUUGGAUUCCAGGAGAUGGAGUCGCAGAUCCCUAUAAAACUUGCCUUGCCUUCAUGCAGCAAGCACAACGUAAAGGUGUUCGAAUAUAUGAAAAUUGCAAAGUUACGAAAAUCGUAACGCACGAAGAUCGCGUGACAGCUGUAAAAACUUCCCGAGGUUCAAUUGAGUGUGAGCAUUUUGUAAACGGCGCUGGAUUCUGGGCGAGGAGCGUGGGAAAAUUAAGCGAACCGUACGUCAAAGUUCCCCUACAUCCGGUAGAACAUUAUUAUUUACACACGAAAGAAUUCGAGGGAUUGGAUCCGAUGACUCCCGUGAUACGCGAUCCGGAUGGUUACAUAUAUUUUCGCGAAAACGAAGGGCGUUUGAUUGCUGGUGGAUUCGAGCCGAUCGCGAAACCUGCUUUCGAUGACGGAACGAUACCCGAAAAUAUCGCUGAGAGGAAUUUGCCGCCCGACUGGGACCAUUUUCAUGUAUUGUUGGAGCAAAUGCUUCACAGAAUUCCAAAACUUGGUGAUGUAAAACUCGAACGGCUGUGCAAUGGUCCCGAAGCUUUCUCACCUGACUGUAAAUGGAUCGUUGGCGAAGCACCAGAAAUACGAAAUUAUUAUAUUGCUGCUGGAAUGAAAACCGUUGGCGUGUCAGCGGCGGGCGGAGUAGGUCGAGCGACCGCCGAACUCAUUGUAAACGGUUCGACGUCUUUGGACAUGUACGAAUUGGAUGUUUCGCGGUUUCUGGGUUUGCACAAUAAUCGUGAAUUUUUGCGUGACAGAUCGCGUGAAGUUCCAAGUAUACACUACGCCCUUCCAUAUCCUCAUCUUGAAUUCACGAGCGGCAGAAAUUUGAGAAUGUCACCGAUAUAUCCAAAGCUCAAAGAAGCCGGUGCAUUUUUUGGACAAGUUAUGGGAUACGAAAGACCUUCGUGGUUUCAAUCAGAUGAUGAAUGUGAUCUCAAUUCGGUUGAGGGAUCGGAAAAUUACAAAAUAGCUUAUACAAAUACAUUCGGAAAGCCACCGUGGUUCGAUCCAGUUGCUGAUGAAUACGCAGCUUGUCGAGAAACUGUUGGCCUGAGCGAUUAUUCUUCUUUCACAAAAAUCGAUUUGUGGUCGAAAGGCACGGAGGUUGUUGAUCUUUUGCAGUAUUUGUGCUCGAAUGACGUCGACGUUCCGGUGGGAAGUAUUAUACAUACGGGAAUGCAAAAUUCCCGUGGAGGAUACGAGAACGAUUGCAGUUUAGCGAGAAUCGCUUUCAAUCAUUAUAUGAUGAUUGCUCCAACGAUCCAACAAACACGUUGCAAGCAUUGGAUAAAUCGACAUUUACCGACUAACGGAUCAGUUGUAUUAUCGGACGUAACUUCAGCUUACACAGCUAUCUGCAUAAUGGGUCCUUCAACGAGACCUUUGCUAUCUGAACUCACCGACACUGAUUUAUCACCCAAGAAUUUCCCAUUUUUCACAUUCAAGGAACUCGACGUGGGCCUCGCUAAUGGAAUUCGAACAAUGAACUUAACGCACACCGGAGAAUUGGGCUACGUCCUUUAUAUACCAAACGAGUUUGCUCUACACGUGUACACAAAACUGAUAGAAGCCGGUGCGAAGUAUAAUAUACGGCACGCUGGUUAUUACGCAACGCGAGCUCUGAGAGUUGAAAAAUUUUAUGCUUUUUGGGGCCAAGACUUGGACACUUUUACAACGCCCUUGGAGUGCGGACGUUCGUGGAGAGUUAAAUUUCAUAAAGACAUUGAUUUCAUCGGACGCGAGGCUUUAUUGAGACAAAGAGAAGAUGGGGUCAAGCGUAAAUACGUACAGUUAUUGUUGAACGAUCACGAUCCAGAUAUAGAUUUAUGGUGUUGGGGUGGCGAACCAAUUUAUCGAAACGGACGCUAUUGUGGAAUGACUACCACCACGGGCUACGGAUUUACUUUCAAGAAGCAGGUAUGCUUAGGUUUCAUCCAAAAUUUGAAUGAGAAGAACGAGGAAAGAGAAGUAACGAACGAAUACGUACUAUCUGGAGAUUACGAGAUCGAUGUUGCUGGCAUUAAAUAUCACGCCAAGUGUCAUCUUCAUAGUCCGAACCUGCCAACGAAAUAUCCGGACCAAGAGCGCGAUGCUUAUCACGCGACGAGAGAUCAAAUAAACACGUAAACUCAA
Venturia canescens is the source of this 3345-nucleotide messenger RNA. RefSeq names its product pyruvate dehydrogenase phosphatase regulatory subunit, mitochondrial. Lineage: Eukaryota; Metazoa; Arthropoda; Insecta; Hymenoptera; Ichneumonidae. The record is from RefSeq and is a predicted model, not a curated record. The transcript has 14 exons. The coding region runs from base 637 to 3339 and encodes 900 amino acids. Gene Ontology annotation, molecular function: oxidoreductase activity; protein binding. Gene Ontology annotation, cellular component: cytoplasm; mitochondrion; mitochondrial matrix.